Globicephala melas (long-finned pilot whale) is the source of this 1301-nucleotide messenger RNA. Lineage: Eukaryota; Metazoa; Chordata; Mammalia; Artiodactyla; Delphinidae. The record is from RefSeq and is a predicted model, not a curated record.
AUCAAAAAGUCUACAGUCCCUGGUCUGAUUCCGUCCUGCGUGACUGUUCCUUCGAACAGUAGUCUUUUAUCUCCGUCCACUUUCUCUCCCACCGAAGUGCGUGCCACCAACCCAUGGAAGAUUCGAUGGACAUGGACAUGAGCCCCCUGAGGCCCCAGAACUAUCUUUUCGGUUGUGAACUAAAGGCCGACAAAGAUUAUCACUUUAAGGUGGAUAAUGAUGAAAAUGAGCACCAGUUAUCUUUAAGAACGGUCAGUUUAGGGGCUGGUGCAAAGGAUGAAUUGCACAUUGUCGAAGCAGAGGCAAUGAAUUAUGAAGGCAGUCCAAUUAAAGUAACACUGGCAACUUUGAAAAUGUCUGUGCAGCCAACGGUUUCCCUUGGGGGCUUUGAAAUAACACCACCUGUGGUCUUACGGUUGAAGUGUGGUUCAGGGCCUGUGCAUAUUAGCGGACAACACUUAGUAGCUGUGGAGGAAGAUGCAGAGUCAGAAGAUGAAGAGGAGGAGGAUGUGAAGCUCCUAAGUAUAUCUGGAAAGCGUUCUGCCCCUGGAAGUGGUAGCAAGGUUCCACAGAAAAAAGUAAAACUUGCUGCUGAUGAAGAUGAAGAUGAUGAUGAUGACGACGACGAUGAUGAUGAAGAUGAUGAUGAUGAUGACUUUGAUGAUGAGGAAGCUGAAGAAAAAGCUCCAGUAAAGAAAUCUGUACGAGAUACUCCAGCCAAAAAUGCACAAAAAUCAAACCAGAAUGGAAAAGACUCAAAACCAUCAACACCAAGAUCAAAAGGUCAAGAAUCCUUCAAAAAACAGGAAAAAACUCCUAAAACACCGAAAGGACCUAGCUCUGUAGAAGACAUUAAAGCAAAAAUGCAAGCAAGUAUAGAAAAAGGUGGUUCCCUUCCCAAAGUGGAAGCCAAAUUCAUCAAUUAUGUGAAGAAUUGUUUCCGGAUGACUGACCAGAAGGCUAUUCAAGAUCUCUGGCAGUGGAGGAAGUCUCUUUAAGAAAAUAGUUUAAACAGUUUGUUAAAAUUUUCCGUCUUAUUUCAUUUCUGUAACAGUUGAUAUCUGGCUGUCCUUUUUAUAAUGCAGAGUGAGAACUUUCCCUACCGUGUCUGAUAAAUGUUGUCCAGGUUCCAUUGCCAAGAACGUGUUGUCCAAAAUGCCUGUUUUUAAAGAUGGAACUCCACCCUUUGCUUGGUUUUAAGUAUGUAUGGAAUGUUAUGAUAGGACAUAGUAGUAGUGGUGGUCAGACAAAUGGAAAUGGUGGGGAGACAAAAAUAUACAUGUGAAAUAAACUCAGUAUUU